Xiphias gladius (swordfish) is the source of this 3780-nucleotide messenger RNA. It is a transcript of the gene pik3r2, whose product is annotated as phosphoinositide-3-kinase, regulatory subunit 2 (beta). The transcript is spliced from 16 exons. Lineage: Eukaryota; Metazoa; Chordata; Actinopteri; Istiophoriformes; Xiphiidae. Gene Ontology annotation, cellular component: phosphatidylinositol 3-kinase complex. The record is from RefSeq and is a predicted model, not a curated record. Gene Ontology annotation, biological process: phosphatidylinositol phosphate biosynthetic process; insulin receptor signaling pathway. Gene Ontology annotation, molecular function: 1-phosphatidylinositol-3-kinase regulator activity; protein binding. The coding region runs from base 890 to 3100 and encodes 736 amino acids.
GUCGUCACUUUCCGCGCUCCUCAUAUUGGUUCCCACGCACCCUCCUUCCCCGAGCCAUGCUGAGCUGGAAAAUGGCUGUGUAGGGGAGCGGGGAGUUAAGGACGGUAAAGGAAAGAAAGAGCGAGAGCAAGAAGGCGAAGCAAGAAGUGAACAGGGGGUUGCUAGAAAUUCAGUGCACACCGAGAGGGUAUCGUCCGGAGAUAAGGCACCACACGGACUCUUGUCUGCUACUUUGAAACGUUAAAGCGCCGCAGCCGAAAGUAAGGAGAGUCAAGAAAUAUCCGCGGGUCAGUCAUAAUCCCUGUCCAGAACAUGUGGGAGCCUGAGAGAACCGAAGAGGAUUAAAGACCAUCCCACUCUGCCACUUGUUCUCCAAUCAGACCCCUUCAUUUGACCGUGGAGAGCCAACGACACACGGCCCUCAACUGGCAUAGUCUUUUACCCGGCUGCUCCAAUAGCACCCAACCAGCAGGUUUUCGCUGCUUUAAAGAGCAUGUUGCCAACGCUCUCCCUCUGCUCCAUCAUCUGGCUCAACCGGGGAAUCAAGCUGAGGAAAGUGUAUCAGUCCACCAACACCGGUCAGGUCUGAAACUGCUGCAGCCGCAGACAUAACAGCAGCAGAAGUCUACCUUAUCGACUUUUGAAAAUGCUUCUAAGCUUCGGGUGACUCCUCCUCCUCCCCUCAUUCCCCUGACCCCUCCCCACCCCCAAACCCUCACCCCCUCCCAAGCCACCGAAAUAACAUCCAACACCAGAAUUUAGUGAACAACCUUUUUCAAUUCUGAGGAGGAUUUCUGUAAAGCCAAACCCUGCUGUUGCAGUGGCACUCUGGCUGCAUUAUCUAAUCCUCUAUUUGGUGGCCAUUUUGGAUUUUUGUCUCCCUAACAAAAUGGCGGCAGAAGGGUUUCAGUACAGUGCCCUCUACGCAUUUACCAAGGACCAGGAAGAGGACUUGGAUCUGCAGCCUGGAGACCUCCUGACAGUCAGCAAGGCGUCUCUGCUGUCCAUGGAGAACUACCAGGAAGGCUGUGAGGAGAAGCCUGAGCACCUAGGCUGGCUCCUCGGGUACAACGAGCGCACCAAGCAGAGAGGCGACUUCCCAGGGACUUAUGUUGAGUAUGUGGGCGCCGUCAAGAUGGCGCUCCCAUCGAGUCAACCCAGGUCCCAGCGACCGCUCCCUGCUGCCCCCAGACCAGAAUCAUCUCAAGCUGUUUCUGUGCUGGACCUGAGCGAGCAGUUCACACCACCAGAGACGGCUCCCCCAGCUCUCAUUAGCCUGAUCCAAGCCAUAGAGAAGAGAGGUCUGGACUUCAAGACAUUGUACAGGACAGCUAGCCCCUCAGGUUCAGACAGCCCAGUGUACAGUCUGACCUCUGAAGUUGACAUGGGUCAGAAAGACGUGGGUUACCUCUCCGAGUGUGUCCUGCACUAUCUGAGAGACCUCCCGUCACCUGUUAUCCCUGCCUGUAUCUACCCUCACCUUCAAACUGCGGUCACACUGCAGCAACAGGUCCUACAAAAGUCAGCAGAUGGUGCAGUAGCUGAUAGUCAUGACAGAGAGGUAAGCCUGGUCCUCGAGAGCUCCACCACCGUCCCUCUCCAUCACCGUCUCACCCUGCAAUACCUCCUCACACACCUGGCCAAGGUCACCCAAGUGCAGGCCAGCAAUGGCCUGGACACCCACACGCUGGGAAAGAUCUUCGGACCGCUGCUCAUACGGACAGGUCCCUCUACCCCUUGGUUGUCAUUGGAUGAGAAGUUCCCUGCCCUUGUGGUGGAGAGGCUGUUGAUAGAGAGAACUACGGAGCAAGACCUCACUCCUCCAGUUCUUCCAGCAAAGCCAGUCAAGUCAAAAAUGUCACCAUCAGUCAUGACAGACACAAGCAGCCCGCUGAGCGAUGCUGAGUGGUACUGGGGAGAAAUCUCCAGAGAGGAAGUGAAUGAGAAGCUGCGAGACACUCCAGACGGUACCUUUCUGGUCCGAGAUGCCUCAAGUAAACUGGAGGGCGAGUACACUCUCACCCUCAGGAAAGGGGGGAACAACAAGCUCAUAAAGAUUUAUCACAGAGACGGGAGGUACGGCUUCUCAGAGCCUCUUACCUUCCUGUCUGUAGUGGAGCUCAUCAAUCACUACCGCCACGAGUCCCUGGCCCAGUAUAAUGCCAAGCUGGACACCAAACUUCUGUACCCCAUCUCCAAAUACCAGCAGCUGGUGAAGGAGAACAGUAUAGAGGAGGUGGGAGAGCAGCUGAAGGUCUAUCAUGAGCAGUACCAAGAGAAGAGCCGCGAGUAUGACUCUCUGUACGAGGAAUACACACGCACCUCACAGGAGCUGCAGAUGAAGCGCACAGCCAUUGAGGCCUUCAAUGAGACCAUCAAGAUCUUUGAGGAACAGUGUGAGACUCAGGAGCGCUACAGCAGAGAGUCUUUGGAGCGGUUCCAACGCGAAGGCAACGAAAAGGAGAUUCAGAAGAUCCAGAGCAACUCGGAGCGUUUGAAGUCUCGUGUGAAGGAGAUCCAUGACAGCAAGUGUAAGCUGGAGCAGGACCUGAGACAGCAGGUCUCUGAUAACAGAGAGAUCGACAAGAAGAUGAACAGCCUCAAGCCGGAUCUCAUGCAGCUCCGCAAGAUCAGAGACCAGUAUUUGAUAUGGCUGACACAGAAGGGGACAAGGCAGAAGAAGAUCAAUGAAUGGCUGGGCAUAAAGAAUGAUGCUGAUGACUCCUACUCACUGGAGGAAGACGAGGGCUCACCCCACCAUGAUGAGUGUACCUGGUACGUGGGUGACAUCAAACGCACCCAGGCCGAGGAAAUGCUGAGAGGCAAAUGUGACGGAACCUUCCUCAUUCGUGAAAGCCAGUCACAGAAGGGUUCCUAUGCCUGUUCUGUAGUUGUGGAGGGUGACACCAAGCACUGCGUCAUCUACAAGACGGCCACAGGUUUUGGAUUCGCCGAGCCCUACAAUCUAUACUCAUCCCUCAAAGACCUGGUGCUCCACUACAAAAACGUCUCCUUGGUCCAACACAAUGACCAGUUGAAUGUAAAUCUAGCCUACCCAGUCCUGGCGCGCUCUCAGAACCAGAACCAGCACCCCAGAUGAAUUAUCCACAAGCAGCAUUGAACACCAACCAGGGUGGGGAAACUAAAUUUUCACUCAAAUGCAUUAGAAAAAAAAUAAACAUUAGAACAAUGCUUGUUCAUAUGUUUAAAGUGGUGGGUAAAAUAGACUCCACAGCCACAAUUUAAAAAUCGUACAUUUUUGGCUGGAGGCUGGUGCUAAUUUUUCACACUGACCCCAGUCCAGCAAAGAGCACUCCUUGCUAACAUUAACUAAGCACUGUACAGUUAGCCUGGCUGACACAGCGACUUUUACCUUGAGGAGAGCAUCGCAUUAGCCAACCAUGACUGUACAGUGUCAGUUAUGAAAAAAAGUGUGAGAAAUUUACAAGAAAAUACCUUUGAUGCAGAGAAAAAAAACAGACUCAAUGUGUUAAAGGAAGACAAAAUAAGCACACAAAAUAUUGUUUUCAAGAAAAUGAAGAGGAGAGACCAGAUGGGAUGGGAUGAAAAUCUACAGGAGGUACUUAUGUUUUUUUUUUUUUUUUUUUUUUUGCCUUGACCACAUGAUGACUGUCCAUAAACAAAGGCCCGAUCUGUCAUCCCCAGACUGCCUGCAAACUGUCCGUAGACAAAAGCCUGAGAUGUCAUCCACUAAAUGGACUGGCUUGGCUAACCAGGCUGCUCGCCUCACACCUAAAGGUGGCUGAGAAACCGUGGACC